UGACCUUUAAAACGUUCAGCUUCAGAGUGACAGACAGAGACGAGACUUCAUCAGGAUGAGACUCGCUUCAGUCUUGCUGUGUGUCCUCUUCUCCUUUGUGAGCGCAAAGAGCACUUUGGAUGGGUCUUCAUCUCAUCAUGUGCAGCGUCGGGACACAAAGCCCAAGAGUAAUUACACGGGCAUUAUAGGAACGAAGUUGGAGGCGUUUCCAACAUGGUUCGUCAGCGCGGGCGACAAUGUGACGAUUAACUGCAUAGCGCACACCGACAAGAUGAAGUACGGAGACAAGGUCUACCUGCAUCUCACCUGGACCAACAUGAGGCCCGGAAACAGGACCAAGAAGGUUCUGGUGAGCCAGCCAGCGUCGGCAGGAAUCGCCUAUGAGCUGAACCCCGUUACCCAUGAGCACCAGGGAGUAUACACCUGUGACGAUAAUGGCAGCUUACCUGAAGUUUACGUCCAUGACUUUCACAGUAUGCUCUGGGUUGAAGACGCUCCUCCGAAGGCCUCCAUGGAAGUGAUGAGCCACAACAGGAUCCAGUUCUUCUCCGAUGAGGCGUUCACUUUGGGCUGCCAGCUGCCCAACGACAACGCCCAGUGGAAGAUGAUGAGGUUUAACGACUGGGAGGGGACCGUUACAGAGUGUCCCGGUCAAGUGUCUUCAGAUCAACAACUCUCCACCACCAUCACUCCUGUUUAUUUAGAUUCAUACAGCCUGUACUGGUGUGAGAACCCAGCAGGAGACAGGAGCAACAGCCUCAACGUCUCCAUUGCUUCUGUGACGACGGUGGUCCUUGAGAGUCCUCCACUUCCUGUGAUGGAGGGCGAGGACGUGAUGCUGCGCUGUUUCAAAAGAGAUAAGAAAACCAAGGAAAUCAGCUUCAGCUUCCACACCUCCUACUACAAGAACAACCGUUUGAUCGAUAACCGCCUUGGUCGCGGACCGUUUGAACAAGAGGGCAACUUCACCCUGAAAGCAGUGACCAAAGCUGACGAGGGGGUCUACAAAUGUAAAAUGCCGGAGGGUGGAGGUUCCUUCGACAGCUGGCUCAGUGUUAAAGCGCGGCCUGUCGAGGAGUAGAAGAAGAGUUGAUGAUGUCAUCAAGGUCGCCAAAGCUGCUCCCUGGCUCCGCCCCCUCUUCCAGUCUCCUACUCUCUGAUUGGACAGAUUUUUAAAUCUACAUUUGUGGAAUUAAAAAAAUAAUUCUGAAGCCUGAAUUUGCUGAAAAUAAAACUCGCUUUCAAACCUA
Messenger RNA from Trematomus bernacchii (emerald rockcod), 1250 nucleotides. RefSeq lists its product as uncharacterized. Gene Ontology annotation, biological process: cell surface receptor signaling pathway. The record is from RefSeq and is a predicted model, not a curated record. The transcript has 9 exons. Lineage: Eukaryota; Metazoa; Chordata; Actinopteri; Perciformes; Nototheniidae. The coding region runs from base 56 to 1081 and encodes 341 amino acids. Gene Ontology annotation, molecular function: transmembrane signaling receptor activity.